Molecule: messenger RNA, 455 nt
Organism: Bursaphelenchus okinawaensis
Lineage: Eukaryota; Metazoa; Nematoda; Chromadorea; Rhabditida; Aphelenchoididae
Source: the annotation of a GenBank genome assembly
AUGCGCUCCGUCUGGGUUGUGGCUUUAGUUUUCGGUCUGUUGUGCUACCAAGUGAACGGCCGUUUCAUCGUGAAAGUAAGUUUAUACCCAAUUUAAAUAGUGGCUCUUUAUCAGUGAUAAGACCGAACUUUAUUUUUGAAAUAAUCUUGUUUUUAAAAUGUCAUACUUUGACUCCAUUAAACUCAAAACAUUACUUUAAAAACAUGAUAAUAUUUUUUCAGAGGGCAGCCGUAUCAACAACAACAUCAACCAAAUCUGAAGAUUCGAAGGAAACCAGUUCUGAUAGCAAGGAUGACAAAGAGGACAGUACUAGUGAUACAGAAGAAGAAUCUUCAGACACGGACGACGGUGACGUAGAAGAACAGAAAGAUGCUAAACCAGUAACAGAAACCACCGUGGUUACUGUAAAACAAAGUAACCACGUGGACGACGAUAACGCCGAGGCUACAGAAUAA